Molecule: messenger RNA, 369 nt
Organism: Caenorhabditis remanei
Lineage: Eukaryota; Metazoa; Nematoda; Chromadorea; Rhabditida; Rhabditidae
Exons: 2
Coding region: 1-369 (122 amino acids)
Source: RefSeq, a predicted model, not a curated record
AUGUUUUCAUUCUCGCGGCGGUUACUCAACAAAAAUUGGAAAUUCUUACCAAAUCGUGAGCGGAUAGUGUUCAAAAACAGAAAAGAAGCGUUUUUCGAUUUCGUCAAGGUGUCCGGAGCCAAUAUUUUGUGGCAAAUCGGUCUUGCCGUCAUAGUUUUAGAGUUUGCAUUUCCGACGCCGGAUAUUGUUUACGAUAUAAAGAGAUUGAUUUCUCCAGACUUUGAUUUGUAUUGCAAAUCCGGUAAUCUGGUAGAUUUCGAAAUGGACUUUGAGAAUAAGUUGAGAUCAAUCCGUAGAGAAGAGGUGCGCAGUUUGGAGCAGUACACGAAUGCGAAGAGUCCUGAAGCAAAGUUUGGUGGAGUCAAUUAA